Talaromyces rugulosus is the source of this 579-nucleotide messenger RNA. RefSeq lists its product as uncharacterized. The record is from RefSeq and is a predicted model, not a curated record. Lineage: Eukaryota; Fungi; Ascomycota; Eurotiomycetes; Eurotiales; Trichocomaceae. The transcript has 2 exons. Bases 1 to 579 code for a protein of 192 amino acids.
AUGUCUUCUACCACCACUACUACUGCAACGGAAACUUCAACAGUACGAGAGCCAAGUCAGCCUUUUGACCCGGACAGCCCCGAUUCGAAGCUAUCCCCACUUGAGAAAGAGGAACUCGAGGUUGCCAACAAAUACAGCUCGCCAGACGUCUACAUCAACGGCGAAGACGACACGCUUUGGCACCCAUUUUACAGCGACGAUCUCGAAGUCAAGCCGCUUCGAUUUGAAACCAGAAGUGGAACAUGGGUUACUGUGUUGCGUAGCAAGCGUGACACAUGGCUCGGAAAACAUCGACACCGUGGGACUGUCACAGCGGUAACGCUUAAAGGGGAAUGGUACUAUAAGGAAUACGACUGGGUUGCCAAACCAGGGGACUACGUAGUCGAGAAUCCGGGAACUAUCCAUACCUUGCACAUGGGGCCUGGCGCAGAAGUUGUAUUCACCAUCACAGGCAGCUUGGAGUUUUUCCACGAUGACAACUCCUUGAAAAAUACCAUGGAUGCCUUCAGUUAUGCGCAUUUGUACCUUGAGCAUUGUAAGAAGCAUGGCAUCAAGCCGAACGACAAGCUUUGGUACUAG